Messenger RNA from Pseudoliparis swirei, 1036 nucleotides. It is a transcript of the gene cryba1l1, whose product is annotated as crystallin, beta A1, like 1. The coding region runs from base 32 to 658 and encodes 208 amino acids. The transcript is spliced from 6 exons. Gene Ontology annotation, biological process: visual perception; lens development in camera-type eye. Gene Ontology annotation, molecular function: structural constituent of eye lens. The record is from RefSeq and is a predicted model, not a curated record. Lineage: Eukaryota; Metazoa; Chordata; Actinopteri; Perciformes; Liparidae.
CUUCCAAUAAAGUAUCCGUCUAGGAGUUAAGAUGAACAGAACUACAAGGUCCCCAAUGAUGCAGCCGCUGGUCAACUCAGGAAUGGGCAUGGCUCCUUUCUUCAAGGUGACUGUGUUCGAGCAGGAGCAUUUCCAGGGCAAGUGCCUGGAGUUCACCUCCGAGUGCUGCAACGUUCAUGAUUGCGGACUGGACAACAUCCGCUCCAUCAGAGUGGAGAGCGGAGCCUGGGUGGGUUUCGAGCACCAUGACUUCCAGGGCCAGCAGUUCAUCCUGGAGAGAGGAGAGUACCCCCACUGGGACGCGUACAGUGGCUCCCUCUCCUACCACGUGGAGCGCCUCAUGUCUCUGCGCCCCAUCUACUGCGCCUCCCACCAGCGCAGUCGCAUGACCAUCUUUGAGAAGGAGAACUUCCUCGGCCGCAGUGUGGAGAUCUGCGACGACUUCCCCUCUCUGCAGGCCAUGGGCUGGAUGAAGCCUGAAGUUGGCUCCAUGCACGUGCAGAGUGGCGCCUUCGUGUGCUACCAGCACCCCGGAUACAGAGGCCAGCAGUACAUCAUGGAGUGUGAGAGGCACAGCGGAGACUACCAGCACUGGAGGAACUGGGGGUCCCACUGUCAGACCCCCCAGGUCCAGUCCAUCAGGCGCAUCCAGCACUGAGAGGGAGACGGACUGAGACAACCCUCGACCCCCCUGCUUUCAUCCCUUCCUCCAUUUCUUUCUUCCUCUCUUCAAUCCUUUCCUUCCUCUUGAUUUGAGGCGCAACAGCCUUAUCGUGGUCUAAGAGACGAUAUCUCACGGUUAAAGCACCGGGAAACCAACGCUCCCCUCACACAGGCCAACAUAGCCGACGCUCACAGUGUCUUUUUAUUUGGUUUAGAGGUUUCCACUCACACACAUCUGAGCUGAGCGAUUCCUCAGCGAGCUGGAACCAAACGGGAGAUGAAGCUCCAACAUGGCCGAGUCUCCUCGGUGCAGCUGAUGUGUUACCAUGUUGUGUGAAGGAGGUUGAAUACUAAUAAACUCAUUUACACUUCA